CUUACAUGUUUUGGCCUACAUGGGUGUUCAUAUUUAUUGUCUUUCUUGUUUCUUGAUUAUGGUUUUUGUUUUUUUGGGUUGUUGCUAGCUUUAGAUUUUUGUUGUGUGCGUAUGUGGGAAUGCAGGUGGAUUUUAAUGGUCAAUUGUCUCUUGUUUUAGGCUCUUAAAUGUUUUUUGCCUUCAUGGGUGUUCCUUAUUUAUUGUCUUUCUUGCCUCUUGAUUAUGUUUUUUUUUUUUUGGUUGUUGACAGCUUUAAACUUUCAUUGUGUUUUUACAUUCAUGGGUGUUGUUUAUUUAUUGACUUUUUUGUUUCUUGAUUAUGUAUUUUUGGGUGCUGCUAGCUUUAGACUUUGAUUGUGUGUGGUUAUCUUUGUGGUAGAGGUUUGAGCUUUUUUCUUGAAUUGGGAAUGUAGGUUGAUUUUAAUGGUUAGUUGUCUCUUGUUUUAGGCUCUUACAUUUCUUGAUUAUGUUUCUUUUGGGGGUGUUGCUAGUUUAGACCAGUGGCGACCCAGGAUUAAAGGAUUGUGGGUGUUUACUACAGAAAAAAAUAAAAAUCGCCUCAGCCAGGUUUGAACCCAGGACACGUACCAAUGGAGAGCCUUAAGAUCAACCUAAAUGUCAAUGCACCCAACCAACUUCGGUGUGCUUUUAUAUUACUUAUACCUAUUUUCGUAUAUUUUCUAUGUAGUUAUACCUAUUCCGCGCCGAGUUUAAUGGGUGCCGGAGCACCACAUAAAUAUGCGUAGGUCCGCCCCUGGCUUAGACUUUGAUUGUGUACUUAUAUUUGUGGUUUUGAAUUGGUUGAUGAUUUUAUGUCCUUGUGAUGGCUUCCAAGAAGAUAAUUGCAAUAUGUCAAUCUGGAGGAGAGUUUGUGACAAACAAUGAGGAUGGUUUUUUGACAUAUACAGGUGGAGAGGCUUAUGCUUUGGAUAUCGAUGACCAGACAGUUCUAGCGGACUUUAAGAAAGAAGUAGCAGAGAAUUUUCAGUGUGGCACUGAAGGAAUGACUAUAAAAUAUUUUCUCCCUGGGAAUAAGAAGACUCUCAUUACUAUAUCCAAAGAUAAGGACCUCAAGCGUAUGAUUAAUUUUGUCAAGGAUUCUGACCAAGUUGAGAUCUUCAUAAUUUAUGAUAAAGCUGUUGUGAAAAAUACACCCAUUGUCUCGGGCAGUAGGUCGACAACUGCGUCAGAGGCAGGUCUUACUCCUGCUACCCCUGUAGAUAUGAUUCAUUGUGAUGAUCUGCUUGGUGCUGAUGCUGCCAUUGAUAACACUCCCCUGGGUGUCUAUCCUGGCAGCAAUGAUGAGAACAAUGAGAAGACUCGCAGAGCAGCUACACAAUGGGAGAAUACAAUAACUGGCGUUGGUCAGAGGUUCAAUAGUUUUGCUGAAUUUCGUGAAGCUCUUCAUAAAUAUUCAAUUGCCCAUGGAUUCACUUACAGGUAUAAGAAAAAUGAUAGUCGCAGGGUAACUGCUAAAUGCAAGGUUGAAGGAUGUUCUUGGUGCAUAUAUGCAUCAAGGUUGCCUACCACUCAGCUUAUAUGUAUCAAGAAAAUGAAUGGAAAGCAUACAUGUGAUGGGGCUGCUGUUAAAGCUGCCUACCGAUCAACGAGGGGAUGGAUGGGAAGUAUAAUAAAGGAAAAGUUGAAGGUUGCUCCGAACUACAAGCCAAAGGAUAUAGCAAAAGAUAUUGAGCGUGAAUAUGGCAUUCAGUUGAACUAUUCUCAGGCAAGGCGUGCAAAAGAGAAGGCAAGAGAACAGCUUCAGGGUUCAUUCAAAGAAGCGUACAGUCAGUUACCUUUAUUUUGUGAGAAAAUUAGAGAAACUAAUCCUGGUAGUGUUGCUACAAUUGUCACUAAGGAGGGCUCAAGUUUUCAUCGCCUGUUUAUUGCAUUUCAUGCCUCAAUAUCUGGUUUCCAGCAAGGUUGCCGGCCUCUUCUUUUCCUGGACAGCACUCUUCUCUAUGCAAAAUAUCAAGGAACACUUUUGGCUGCCGUAGGUGUAGAUGGGAAUGAUGGCGUCUUUCCAGUAGCCUUUGCAGUUGUAGAUGAGGAGACCAAUGACAACUGGCAUUGGUUUCUUUCAGAACUAAAAUCUGCUGUCUCAGGAUCGUGUCCAAUAACUUUUAUUUCUGAUUUCCAAAGAGGGAUAAGAGAGUCUUUGCAAAAUGUCUUUGGUGAAGAGUGUUACCACGGUUUUUGUCUGCGUUACCUUGCAGAGAAACUUAAUAAUGAUUUAAAAGGGCAGUUUUCGCAUGAAGCUAGACGCCUUAUGAUCCAAGAUUUAUAUGCUGCUGCUUGUGCCCCAAAACGUGAGUCUUUUGACCGCUGUGUUGAGAAUAUUAAAGCUAUCUCACCUGAAGUUUACAAUUGGGUCACUAGAAGUGAGCCCGAACACUGGGCAAAUGCCUUUUUUUGUGGGGCAAGGUAUGACCACUUGACAUCCAAUUUUGGGCAGCCUUUCUAUGAUUGGGUUGCAGAGGUGAAUGAGCUGCCAAUAACUCAAAUGGUUGAUGUAUUACGUGGUAAAAUAAUGGAAUUGAUCUAUACUAGGCGUGUUGAAUCCAGUCAGUGGGUUACUACGUUGACACCUUUGAUGGAACAAAAACUUCAAAGUGAAACAUCAAGAGCGAGGUCACUUCACCUGUUACCCUCAUAUGGCAGCAGAUAUGAAGUGCGUGGUGAAUCUGUCGAAUUAGUUGAUACUGAUCCAUGGGAUUGUAGUUGCAGAGAGUGGCAGAUUAAUGGGUUGCCUUGUUGCCAUGCUAUUGCUGUUUCUGAAAGCCUAGGAAGGAGCCCCUAUGAGCAUUGCUCCCCAUACUUCUCAACUGAGAGUUACCAUGCAACAUAUGCCGAAUCAAUCAACCCUAUACCUCAUUUGGAAAAACCAAUUAAAGGUGAACCAGAUAUGGAGCAUACUGUCAUCGUUGUUACUCCUCCACCAACAAAACGUCCACCUGGUCGACCAAAGAUGAAAAAGGUGGACACUUUUGACAUAGUCAAACGUCAAAUGCAGUGCAGCAAGUGUAAGGGCCUAGGCCACAAUAAGAAGACAUGCGGGAAGGUGAAUAAUAUUGAAGAGCAAGACCCUCUAGUUGAUGAACAAGACCCUCUACUUCUCAAUGGCUUGGUAACUGUAGAGCUUGAAGAGAAUGCAGAAUCAAUGGAAUUGGAAUCUUCUUUUCCAAUGUAGUUAAAACUUACAUAAUUAGAUACAUUUGAUAGAGAUAUCAUUUAGGACAAGAGUUGAUAGAAAGAUUUUAGGUAGGUCUUCUCUCCCUAGUUUGGUGACAUUUUAUUGUAGUUGCUUUUUGUUAGUCAGAUCUUUUUUUGUUUAUAAAGCUGUGCUUUGCUAA
Messenger RNA from Capsicum annuum, 3353 nucleotides. RefSeq lists its product as uncharacterized. Bases 824 to 3190 code for a protein of 788 amino acids. The record is from RefSeq and is a predicted model, not a curated record. The transcript is spliced from 4 exons. NCBI's taxonomy places the organism in Eukaryota, Viridiplantae, Streptophyta, Magnoliopsida, Solanales, Solanaceae. Gene Ontology annotation, molecular function: zinc ion binding; protein binding.